Molossus molossus (Pallas's mastiff bat) is the source of this 2681-nucleotide messenger RNA. RefSeq names its product drebrin 1 (gene DBN1). Bases 146 to 2299 code for a protein of 717 amino acids. The record is from RefSeq and is a predicted model, not a curated record. The transcript is spliced from 15 exons. Gene Ontology annotation, biological process: neuron projection morphogenesis; postsynaptic actin cytoskeleton organization; positive regulation of axon extension. Gene Ontology annotation, cellular component: actin filament; site of polarized growth; postsynaptic density. Gene Ontology annotation, molecular function: actin filament binding. Lineage: Eukaryota; Metazoa; Chordata; Mammalia; Chiroptera; Molossidae.
CUUCCCCCGGCCGCUGGCUCUCUCUGCUCGCAGCGCUGCAGAGGCUCCGAAGCGGCGGCAGCGGCUGUGACUGCCUCCUUCCCUCCCUCUUCCUCCAUCUGUCCGUCCGUGCAUCUGUCCGUUCGGCCUCGGUCCGGCCCGCAGCAUGGCCGGCGUCAGCUUCAGCGGCCACCGCCUGGAGCUGCUGGCGGCGUACGAGGAGGUGAUCCGGGAGGAGAGCGCAGCCGACUGGGCUCUGUACACAUAUGAGGAUGGCUCAGAUGACCUCAAGCUUGCAGCAUCAGGAGAUGGGGGCUUGCAGGAGCUCUCGGGCCACUUUGAAAACCAGAAGGUGAUGUACGGCUUCUGCAGCGUCAAGGACUCCCAGGCUGCUCUGCCAAAAUACGUGCUCAUCAACUGGGUUGGUGAAGAUGUGCCUGAUGCCCGAAAAUGUGCUUGUGCCAGCCAUGUGGCUAAGGUGGCUGAAUUCUUCCAGGGUGUCGAUGUGAUUGUGAAUGCCAGCAGCGUAGAAGAUAUAGACGCGGGUGCCAUUGGGCAGCGGCUUUCCAACGGGCUGGCGCGGCUCUCCAGCCCUGUGCUGCACCGACUGCGGCUGCGUGAGGAUGAGAAUGCUGAGCCAGUGGGCACCACCUAUCAGAAAACUGAUGCAGCUGUGGAAAUGAAGCGGAUUAACCGUGAGCAGUUCUGGGAGCAGGCUAAGAAGGAGGAAGAGUUGAGGAAGGAGGAAGAGCGGAAGAAGGCCCUGGAUGAGAGACUCAGGUUUGAGCAAGAGCGGAUGGAGCAGGAGCGGCAAGAGCAGGAAGAGCGGGAACGGCGCUACAGAGAGAGAGAACAGCAAAUCGAGGAGCACAGGAGGAAACAGCAGACUUUAGAAGCUGAGGAGGCCAAGAGGCGGUUGAAGGAGCAGUCUAUCUUUGGUGACCAGCGGGAUGAAGAGGAAGAGACCCAGAUGAAGAAGUCAGAAUCGGAGGUGGAGGAGGCAGCGGCCAUUAUUGCCCAGCGGCCAGACAACCCACGGGAGUUCUUCAAGCAGCAGGAACGAGUUGCAUCAGCCUCUGUGGGCAGCUGCGAUGUGCCCUCGCCUUUCAACCACCGACCAGGUCGUCCGUACUGCCCUUUCAUAAAGGCAUCGGACAGUGGGCCUUCCUCCUCCUCCUCUUCCUCCUCCUCCCCUCCACGGACUCCCUUUCCCUAUAUCACCUGUCACCGCACCCCAAACCUCUCUUCCUCCCUCCCAUGCAGCCACCUGGAUAGCCACCGGAGGAUGGCACCCACCCCUAUCCCUACCCGGAGCCCUUCUGACUCCAGCACAGCCUCCACCCCUCUCUCUGAGCAGAUUGAGCGGGCCCUGGAUGAGGUCACGUCCUCACAGCCUCCACCACUGCCACCACCACCCCCACAAACCCAAGAGACCCAGGAGCCUGGCCAUGGCUUGGAUAGUGAAGGGACCAGCAAGGAGGCCAUAGCCACAGCCCCUCGGGCCUGGGUUGGCCCCGUGGAGGAGCCCCUUCAGGCACCAGAGCCUCCCCAGGGGAAAGGCAGCCCCACAGAGGACUUUAUGUUCAUGGUGGCUCCUGAGCAUGCUGUCCUGGCUGCCCCUCUGGAGCCUGCUGGAGCCGACACCACUGCAUCCGACACCCUGGCAGCUGCUGCCAUUGAAACCAACAUUGCUGCUGCUGACACUGCUGUUGCCAACACCGUCACCCCUGCCACUGCCAGCCUCAUUGACCUAUGGCCUGGCAAUGGGGAUGGUGCCUCCCCAUCCCAGGCUGAGCCCAGAGCCCCCAAAGCACCCUCAGGUGCUGACGUCACUCUGGUGGAGGUGCCCCUACUGGAUGAGGGGGCUCAGGAGCCACUGCCACCAGCAGGUGAAGUCUGUGCCAGUCUCCUCAAUUUUGAUGAGCUGCCUGAGCCACCAGCCACCUUCUGUGACCCUGAGGAGGAAGUAAAAAGGGAGCCCCUGGUUGCCCCACACCAGGGGGCAACUCCGCCCUCUGCUCUAGAGGAGCUGGAUCAAGAGCCUGAGCAGGAGCCCAAGCAGGAGCCAGAGCUGGAGCCAGAGCUGGAGCCAGAGCCUGAGCCCCACCAGCUGACCAAUGGCGAGACCACCCAGAAGGAGGGGACUCAGGCUAGUGAGGGGUACUUCAGCCAAUCACAGGAGGAGGAGUUCGCCCAAUCAGAAGAUCUGUGUGCAAAAGCUCCGCCUCCUGUAUUGUACGCUAAGCCUCCAGAAAUCGACAUCACCUGCUGGGAUGCAGACCCAGUCCCGGAAGAGGAGGGCUUCGAGGGUGGCAAUUAGUAGUGGCGCCUGCCCUCAGGCUGCCCUUGCCAAGGUCACCCACCUGUGCCGGCCUCUGGCCAGAUGGCCCGCCGCGCCUGUACUCCAAGCAGCUCCGCCUGGCACCCACUCCGGAUUCCGGCCCUGGCCGGGGACUUGGACGCUUCCUUACCCACAGGGCCUGACUUUUACAGCUUUUCUUUCUUUUUUUUUUUUAAAAAAAAAAGUUGAUAGGAGACUUGUACAGUUGACUGGUUUUCCUCCCGUUGGUAGUUGAGACGCUGUUGCAAAUUCCACCCCCUCCCCGCCCCGUCCAGAUUGUAGCGCUUAGUCCUCCCUGCUUAGUCCUCCCUGCUCACUCAGCUGGCCAGGGUGGAGGCCUCACCCUGUUGGGGCCUGGUGA